AUGGCGCGGCUCCAAGGUUCCUACGGCCAAGCCUUCCAGUUCCGCCCGGUCAGCAUCUGGCCGCCUCUUGUCCGGAGCGCAGCCCGUCUGGCGCAAAGCCAAUCCGCCCGGGACAGGAUCGCGGAGCUCCGCUUCCUUCCCGGGCGGAUUUCAUCUCCGCCCUCCGGCUCCCAAGGGCGCCGAGCGCGCCUCGCUCAACGGAGCGGCCGAGUUCCGCGGAGACAGCGCGCAAGCGAGGGCUCUGCUCGCCACCACCUCUCUGGGUCUGGCUCCUUAGCUGGGGACCUAGGCCGCGAAAAGGCGAGGCCUCCCGACCUCGGGGUACAGGCGCUCCGCCAAACGCUGGAAGCGCUGGAAGCGGUCUUUGCCCAGACUCACUAUCCAGACGUCUUCACGAGGGAAGAGCUGGCCAUGAAGAUCAACCUGACAGAGGCCCGCGUGCAGGUCUGGUUCCAGAACAGAAGAGCUAAAUGGAGAAAAACAGAGAGAGGAUCUUCUGAUCAGGAAGGUUCUAAGGAGACAGUGGCAGAAGUGACACCCCCUGGAAGAAAUUUAAACUCUCCCUCCCCCGCUGAUCAACCUAGGAAUAAGAAGGAGAGCCUGGAGAUUCAACAGAGCCUCAGCAGAGCAGUUGGUCCUUCUGGCUCCUUCUUCCCUUCCUGUCUACCAGGGACCCUCCUCAAUACAGCGACGUACGCCCAAGCCUUGUCACAAGUAGCAUCUCUCAAAG
This is a messenger RNA of Python bivittatus (Burmese python), 730 nucleotides long. NCBI's taxonomy places the organism in Eukaryota, Metazoa, Chordata, Lepidosauria, Squamata, Pythonidae. The record is from RefSeq and is a predicted model, not a curated record.